AUGUCUAAUAUUUUCAAACGUGAAUUUAGUGCCCUAGAAAUAUUGGACAAAACUUAUAUGUCCUCAGCACUGGAUGCUGAAAUACAUUUGAAUGCGGUGGGUUUGGCAGACACCAUCAAAAACGAUAAUAAGGUAUCAAAUCAAGAUAAGGCCAAGGCCAUGAUAUUUCUUCGUCAUCAUCUUGACGAAGGUUUAAAAAUGGAAUACCUUACGAUUAAGGAUUCCCUUAUGUUGCAAAACAAUUUAAAAGAAAUAUACGACCACUUGAAGAUGCCUAUCCAUCCACAAGUUUGUUAUGAAUGGACCCAUUUGAGGUUGCAAGAUUUUAAAAAUAUAACUGAUUAUAAUUCUGCGAUGUUUAGAAUUAAAUUGCAAUUUAAUUUAUGCAGGAAAGAUAUCACAGAUCAUGACAUAUUAGAAAAAACAUUCUCUAUUGUUCCUGCCACGAGUAUGCUCUUGCAGCAGCAGUACCGAGAAAUGGAAUUUAAAAAAUAUUCUAAAUUGAUUUCUCAUCUUCUUAUUGAUAAACAACAUAAUGAUCUUUUCAUGAGAAACCUACUGGUACUACUCCAUGAAGUGAAUGCUGCAAAUUUUUAUCCAACCAAACGUGAAAGAAGUCCUGACCCCAGUCUUAGUCGUAGUCGCGGUCGUGGUCGUGAUCAUGGUCGUGAUCGUGGUCGAGGUCGUGAUUGUGGAAGGUAUUUUAAUCAGGGUGAUCUCCUUGUAAUAAAUAAUAACCCUCAGCACCAGCAUUGUAAAAAGAAGGGUGAAGCUCCUGAAGCAGCGUCAAGGACAAAAUCUGAAAGUAAAUGUUAUCGAUGUGGAGGAAAGGGGCACUGGUUGCGUACCUAUCGUAGCCUAAGCAUCUGGUGA
Molecule: messenger RNA, 873 nt
Organism: Capsicum annuum
Lineage: Eukaryota; Viridiplantae; Streptophyta; Magnoliopsida; Solanales; Solanaceae
Exons: 1
Coding region: 1-873 (290 amino acids)
Source: RefSeq, a predicted model, not a curated record